Messenger RNA from Strongylocentrotus purpuratus (purple sea urchin), 9268 nucleotides. Its product is annotated as MAM and LDL-receptor class A domain-containing protein 2. Lineage: Eukaryota; Metazoa; Echinodermata; Echinoidea; Camarodonta; Strongylocentrotidae. Bases 308 to 7423 code for a protein of 2371 amino acids. Gene Ontology annotation, molecular function: protein binding. Gene Ontology annotation, cellular component: membrane. The record is from RefSeq and is a predicted model, not a curated record. The transcript is spliced from 49 exons.
CGUCAAAGAACAUAACAGUAUAGUGAGUGUUUGAUUGUCUUUUUUUCUGCUAGGUCAGUUGGGUUACUCCCUGUGUAACUUUGAGAUCGACCUUUGUUACUGGGAGCAGUUGACCACCGACGAGUUUGAUUGGAGGAGGAAUCAAGGGGAUACAUCCAGCGAAGGAACAGGACCUGAAGUAGACCACACCUUUGGCACAGAUGAAGGUUAUUACAUCUACACGGAAGCAAGUAACCCUAGGAAGUUGGGAGAAAGAGCAAGACUUGCUAGUUUUACAAUUGCGGGAUCGCGUAUUAGCGUGUGUUCGAUGAGAUUUUUUUAUCACAUGCGUGGAAUCGGUAUGGGUACAAUGACUGUCUAUACCAGGACACAAGUAAAUGGACCUCUCACUAAAGUAUGGUCCAUGUCAGGUAAUCUAGGCAACGAGUGGUUCUUCCAAACACUAGACAUACAGAGCACUGUCGACUAUCAGAUUAUCAUAGAAGGUAGUAUUGGUACGACGGUAGACGGUGAUAUGGCUCUAGAUGAUAUCAGCUUAACACCAGAAUGUGUGCCAGCUGCAGAGAGUCUCCCAGCAAUAUCAACUGUGCCUCCCAUCCAAGGCUACACAUGUACCGAUGGGCUGGUGAUCGACGACGAAAACGUGUGCGAUUUCAGGGAAGACUGUUCUGACGGACUCGAUGAAAGCACGUGUCCUGCGACAUGUGAUUUUGAGGCUGGUUUGUGUGAGUGGUAUCAUGAUGCGAGUCUCGAUCUGAACUGGACAAUGUUCAUGAACAAUGAACCCGAGUGGUAUUACGGUCCAGGAGCCGACCACACCCUAAAUAGUGUUAACGGUCACUAUCUCUACAUUGACGACACCUACAGCGAAGUCGAUCAAAAAGCCAUCAUCCGUAGCCCAACCUACCAGAUGGCUGCCCGACGUUGCAUCUUCUCCAUGUGGUACUACGCCUACGGCGUGGAUAUGGGUACCCUGAAGGUUCUCCAGUAUACCCCAUCGAACGACCGAAACUACAACCUCAUGACCGUAGUCGAUAUCGGCGAAGACAAGUCCACCAAGGAUCGAUGGAACCUGUACGAAGUCCAAGUGGAAGCUUGCGCUGAAAACUUUCAGCUUUCGAUUGAAGCAAAGGACAGAUAUGACUACUCGAACACGGGAGGUUACGCAAUUGACGAUCUAAGAUUCGAGGGGUGUGCGUAUACCCUCCCUUUACCACCAGGGGGGUCGUGUGAUGCCGAUACAGAGGAGACGUGCGACUCGGGGCAUUGUUAUCCUAAGAGUGAGAGAUGUGACUAUACACCAAACUGCUGUGAUGGCACGGACGAGUCGACCCAAAAUUGCGCUGAUUACACGAUGUGUGACUUCGAGACGAGCAUGUGUUACUGGGGACAGCUCACUGAUGACACUUUAGAGUGGACCAGAAAGACCGGUGGAACGGGUACCGGUAAUACUGGUCCAUGGAUAGAUCAUACUACCGCUAGUAACAGCGGUUAUUUCAUCUAUACUGAGGUCGAUGAUGCAUUUCCAGGUGACACGUACAGAAUCGGAAGCUUUUACAUACAACCUACUUCAUCAGGGUGCGAGAUUCGUUUCUACCACCACAUGCGAGGUUCAGGGAUUGGAACCCUGAACAUGUACACCCGGACCAAGAUCGAUGGACCGAUGACUCGUCUGUGGUACAGUGAUACUGCCCAUGGGAACUACUGGCUCUAUCAGAGGGUAUCACUUACCAGUGAAGAUGCCUUCCAGGUGGUAUUUGAAGGAGUGAGAGGGUCGACUAAUUUGGGCGAUAUAGCUCUGGACGAUAUCACCUUUACUCCAGAGUGCGUCGAGUCGAAAGAGCCCCUACCUCCUGCCGACGUGAUCCCUACCCAACCAAAUCAUUGUGAGCUCGGCAUGCGACCAUGUGACAUAGAUCAGUGCAUCGAUGAGUCGUAUUACUGUGACUUCAAUCCAGACUGUCCCGUUGGUGGCGAAGACGAACUAUACUGCCCUUCUACUUGUGAUUUCGAUACGGUGGGGAUCCUGAGCACGUGUUACUGGAGUCAAGACGUCAAAGAUGAUUUUGACUGGUCGUGGUUCAACGCCCCUGAGAUGGAAGACAGUUACAAUGGCCCUAGGUAUGAUCAUACCACGGCUUCAACGUCAGGACACUACAUCUACGUGGAUGGAACAAUCUCCUCCAUCAAUACAUACGCCAAGCUCGUCAGUCCCAUCUACAAGAAAACAAAUAGGGGCUGCACCUUCAGCAUGUAUUAUUACAUGUUUGGUGUCGAGUAUGGGGACCUAGAGAUUCGUCUCAUUGACCAGGAGGGAAUGGAUAUUCGUUUGACAAAGGUCGGUGACAACGCACUGGAUUACAAUAAAUGGAUCCUCAGCGAAUCGUUGAUUCCAGCAUGUACCAAGAACUUCCAAAUCGUCAUCGAGGCCGAAGACCGACAAGUCCUACCUACCGAGGGCGGUUUCGCGGUCGACGACAUCGCCUUGAAAGACUGUUACUACCCGCCAGAGGUAGACUCUGGCUCUUGUGGUUUACAAGCUCAGUGCGAUGCAGGCGAGUGCUACCCGGCCGAGAACCAGUGUGAUUUCACUCAAGAUUGCUGUGAUAUGUCGGAUGAGGACCCUCAAACAUGCAGUCAGUUGGGUUACUCCCUGUGUAACUUUGAGAUCGACCUUUGUUACUGGGAGCAGUUGACCACCGAUGAGUUUGAUUGGAGGAGGAAUCAAGGGGAUACAUCCAGCGAAGGAACAGGGCCUGACGUGGACCACACCUUUGGCACAGAUGAAGGUUAUUACAUCUACACGGAAGCAAGUAACCCUAAGAAGUUGGGAGAAAGAGCAAGACUUGCUAGUUUUACAAUUACGGGAUCACGUAUCAGCGUGUGUUCGAUGAGGUUUUUUUAUCACAUGCGUGGAAUCGGUAUGGGUACAAUGACUGUUUAUACCAGGACACAAGUAAAUGGACCUCUCACUAAAGUAUGGUCCAUGUCACGUAAUCUAGGCGACGAGUGGUUCUUCCAAACACUAGACAUCCAGAGCACUGUCGACUAUCAGAUUAUCAUAGAAGGUAGUAUAGGUACGACGACAGACGGUGAUAUGGCUCUAGAUGAUAUCAGCUUAACACCAGAAUGUGUGCCAGCUGCAGAGAGUCUCCCUGAAAUACCAACUGUGCCUCCCAUCCAAGGCUACACAUGUACCGAUGGGCUGGUGAUCGACGACGAAAACGUGUGCGAUUUCAGGGAAGACUGUUCUGACGGCCUCGAUGAAAGCACGUGUCCUGCGACAUGUGAUUUUGAGGCUGGUUUGUGUGAGUGGUAUCAUGAUGCGAGUCUCGAUCUGAACUGGACAAUGUUCAUGAACAAUGAACCCGAGUGGUAUUACGGUCCAGGAGCCGACCACACCCUAAACAGUGUUAACGGUCACUAUCUCUACAUUGACGACACCUACAGCGAAGUCGAUCAAAAAGCCAUCAUCCGUAGCCCAACCUACCAGAUGGCUGCCCGACGUUGCAUCUUCUCCAUGUGGUACUACGCCUACGGCGUGGAUAUGGGUACCCUGAAGGUUCUCCAGUAUACCCCAUCGAACGACCGAAACUACAACCUCAUGACCGUAGUCGAUAUCGGCGAAGACAAGUCCACCAAGGAUCGAUGGAACCUGUACGAAGUCCAAGUGGAAGCUUGCGCUGAAAACUUUCAGCUUUCGAUUGAAGCAAAGGACAGAUAUGACUACUCGAACACGGGAGGUUACGCAAUUGACGAUCUAAGAUUCGAGGGGUGUGCGUAUACCCUCCCUUUACCACCAGGGGGGUCGUGUGAUGCCGAUACAGAGGAGACGUGCGACUCGGGGCAUUGUUAUCCUAAGAGUGAGAGAUGUGACUAUACACCAAACUGCUGUGAUGGCACGGACGAGUCGACCCAAAAUUGCGCUGAUUACACGAUGUGUGACUUCGAGACGAGCAUGUGUUACUGGGGACAGCUCACUGAUGACACUUUAGAUUGGACCAGAAAGACCGGUGGAACGGGUACCGGUAAUACUGGUCCAUGGAUAGAUCAUACUACCGCUAGUAACAACGGUUAUUUCAUCUAUACUGAGGUCGAUGAUGCAUUUCCAGGUGACACGUACAGAAUCGGAAGCUUUUACAUACAACCUACUUCAUCAGGGUGCGAGAUUCGUUUCUACCACCACAUGCGAGGUUCAGGGAUUGGAACCCUGAACAUGUACACCCGGACCAAGAUCGAUGGACCGAUGACUCGUCUGUGGUACAGUGAUACUGCCCAUGGGAACUACUGGCUCUAUCAGAGGGUAUCACUUACCAGUGAAGAUGCCUUCCAGGUGGUAUUUGAAGGAGUGAGAGGGUCGAGUAAUUUGGGCGAUAUAGCUCUGGACGACAUCACCUUUACUCCAGAGUGCGUCGAGUCAAAGGAGCCCCUACCUCCUGCCGACGUGAUCCCUACCCAACCAAAUCAUUGUGAGCUCGGCAUGCGACCGUGUGACACAGAUCAGUGCAUCGAUGAAUCGUAUUACUGUGACUUCAAUCCAGACUGUCCCGUCGGUGGCGAAGAUGAACUAUACUGCCCUUCUACUUGUGAUUUCGAUACGGUGGGUAUCCUGAGCACGUGUUACUGGAGUCAAGACGUCAAAGAUGAUUUUGACUGGUCGUGGUUCAACGCUCCUGAGAUGGAAGACAGUUACAAUGGCCCUAGGUAUGAUCAUACCACGGCUUCAACGUCAGGACACUAUAUCUACGUGGAUGGAACAAUCUCCUCCAUCAAUACAUUUGCCAAACUCGUCAGUCCCAUCUACAAGAAAGCGAAUAGGGGCUGCACCUUCAGCAUGUACUAUUACAUGUUUGGUGUCGAGUAUGGGGACCUCGAGAUUCGUCUCAUUGAUCAGGAGGGACUGGAUAUUCGUUUGACAAAGGUCGGUGACAACGCACUGGAUUACAAUAAAUGGAUCCUCAGCGAAUCGUUGAUUCCAGCAUGUACCAAGAACUUCCAAAUCGUCAUCGAGGCCGAAGACCGACAAGUCCUACCUACCGAGGGCGGUUUCGCGGUCGACGACAUCGCCUUGAAAGACUGUUACUACCCGCCAGAGGUAGACUCUGGCUCUUGUGGUUUACAAGCUCAGUGCGAUGCAGGCGAGUGCUACCCGGCCGAGAACCAGUGUGAUUUCACUCAAGAUUGCUGUGAUAUGUCGGAUGAGGACCCUCAAACAUGCAGUCAGUUGGGUUACUCCCUGUGUAACUUUGAGAUCGACCUUUGUUACUGGGAGCAGUUGACCACCGAUGAGUUUGAUUGGAGGAGGAAUCAAGGGGAUACAUCCAGCGAAGGAACAGGGCCUGACGUGGACCACACCUUUGGCACAGAUGAAGGUUAUUACAUCUACACGGAAGCAAGUAACCCUAAGAAGUUGGGAGAAAGAGCAAGACUUGCUAGUUUUACAAUUACGGGAUCACGUAUCAGCGUGUGUUCGAUGAGAUUUUUUUAUCACAUGCGUGGAAUCGGUAUGGGUACAAUGACUGUCUAUACCAGGACACAAGUAAAUGGACCUCUCACUAAAGUAUGGUCCAUGUCACGUAAUCUAGGCGACGAGUGGUUCUUCCAAACCCUAGACAUCCAGAGCACUGUCGACUAUCAGAUUAUCAUAGAAGGUAGUAUUGGUACGACGACAGACGGUGAUAUGGCGCUAGAUGAUAUAAGCUUAACACCAGAAUGUGUGCCAGCUGCAGAGAGUCUCCCAGCAAUACCAACUGUGCCUCCCACACAAGUAACUUGCACAGGAGGGCAGCUCCCCUGUAACAUGGGCUGCAUUAAUGAAUCAUCUUACUGUGAUUUCAAACAUGACUGUCUCCCUGGCCAGGAAGAUGAAGUCACAUGUCCUGUGUUCUGUGAUUUUGAGUCUGACAUGUGCUACUGGACCCAAGCCAGUGAUAAUGGUGUGGACUGGACCUGGUACAAUCACGGUGAAGAUCCAGCUACUUACAACGGACCAGAUAAUGACCAUACCACAGGUGGUGCCAGCGGUCACUACAUCUAUGUGGAUGGAUCCAUUUCAAGACUGAGCCAGAAAGCCAAGAUCAUCAGUCCCAUGUAUAAGAAGUCGAAGAGGGGUUGUGUCCUCACCCUCUGGUACUACAUGUUCGGGAUCGAGUAUGGUGACCUAGAAGUCCGUCUGAUGACACAGGACGGCCAGGACUACCGGCUCACCAAGGCAAACGAUGGCGCCUCCGAUUACAACAAAUGGCAGAUACACGUCACCGAGAUACCACCAUGCUCGACAAAUUUUCAGGUCGCAGUAGAAUCCGAGGACAGACAACAAGUCCCAAGUGAGGGCGGCUUUGCUGUGGAUGAUCUGUUGUUCCAGGAUUGCGAAUACCCUGAGAUUGUCGCGCCGGGCUCGUGCGGGAUCGGGAAUGAUCAGUGUGCCAGCGGCGAAUGCUACCCGACUAGUCAGAUGUGUGACUAUACCGCGGACUGCUGUGACCUGACGGACGAACAGGGUUGCGAAUCUCGUGGUUAUACCAUGUGCGACUUUGAGGAUGGUGUUUGUAAUUGGGAUCAACUCGGGACUGACGAGUUUGACUGGACUCGCCGGACGGGACCAACCAGUAGUGAUGGAACUGGCCCAAGCUCGGACCAUACCACUGGUUCAGGAUACUAUUUGUACACUGAAGCAAGUAAUCCGAGAAGAAAUGGAGAGCGGGCCAAACUGGCUAGUUAUAACAUUCAAUCAACGAUAACGGGACAGUGUGUAAUCCGAUUUUUCUACCACAUGGAAGGGAUAGGUAUUGGCACUCUCAAUGUAUAUACCAGGACGUCUAUUAAUGGCCCGAUGACGAUGCUCUGGACUAAGGAGAGGGCGAUUGGAGGCGAGUGGGUUUACCAGACCAUUCCCCUCCGAAGCAGCAGCGACUUCCAGGUCAUCAUUGAAGGCGUGAUCGGAUAUACUACCGAUAGCGACAUCGGAUUGGACGACGUCAGCUUCACGCCCGACUGCGAGCGAUUCGUAGGCAACCUGCCAGUUGUUGCUACCGAAGUGAACACCCAGCCCACGGGCCGGACUGUUGACUUCUGUCGAGAGUCAGGAAACGUGUACUGCGCAGCAGAUCGUAAGUGUAUCGCUGAGGACUUGUUCUGCGACGGUGAAAACGACUGCUCUGACGGAUCCGACGAGCUAUCGUGCCCUAUCCCGACGAGCGAUAAUACGGGCCUUAUCAUUGGUUUGAGCGUCACGUUUGGCUUGGCUUUUCUGGUGGCCGUUUCAUUAGGCGCUGUAUACUUCAUCAGGAAGAAUCAGAGGAAAACAAGCGAUCCUGCAACUACGGGAGCAUCCUUCUCGACUGGGAUGUCAAAUCCAGGAUAUGCCGGUGAAAAACCAAACAACAACGAGAUUGCAUUCUCAAUGGAUCGGUCGGAUGCUUGAUCAGUAUCUAUGGUAACGGUUGUCAAGGCAACAUAAGUAUGAGAGUGGUUGGAUUAUCUCAGUCUGACUUCUUACUACAUCUGUGAGAUAAUGAUACAAAAUGUCAAGUUUUUAUUUCUACGAUUAAAAUAAAGAACUCCUGUUGAUGGGAUUCUGGCCCCUGAGGACAAUGGCAUGUCUAGUUUAUAUUUACAUUUUCACUUCAUCUUUAAGAUUUAUAUUCCGUAUUACAAUGUUUAAAUUGUUAUAGUAUGACCACUUUAUCUUUAUCAUGUUUGUUGUUGCUACAUUUUUUUAAUGGAAUUGGAAAGAAGAACAUGAAAUUGAUUUAGAUCUUAAAUUGUCCGACACAUUAAUUUUUCUCCAAUACAAUCAGCUAUCACUGGGUUUGGUUUGGUGUGAUGGUUUGUUUUACCUGACUGCUAAGAAAGCACGUGUAUAUGCUUGUAAGUAAGCAACCAGGGGACCGACGGUUUUAAGUCCUCUCAGGUGGACUUGCUAAUGAGGAUUCAUGCCUUACCAAAGUCUUCGUUACUAUUUUGCAUAAUCCAUGUACAUGUGGAUAUCAAUUAAUAGUGUAAAUAAACCUUGAUGAAUACAAACAAAUUCAAAUCUAAUUUCAUAUAUUGACCCAUAGCAUUAGAUUAUUAGGAUUAUUAUUAGAGACAUCAACAAAAGAUCAUACCAUAUAACGUUCAUGUAAUACAUGCCAUGUUUUAUAUCUUCCUAAUCGCUCUCAAAUAUUAAUCUUAACCUAUUACGUAUGCUGUAAGAAAAUGUGUAAUGUGGUGGAGAAGUAUAAAGUAAGGUGUCCGAGCAUAGUCUCGGAAGGAGGGGUGAACUGACAUCUUGAGUCCAAAUAUUAACCUCCUAUUUUCUCAAUUUGACUCAAUUACAGUUAAACAUUCAUUCACUAGUGGACCCCUAUUAAAACAGCAUUCGUGCUGAUAAGGGCGUUCCAUGUCACAAGGGGUAAAUAAAUAAAUACAAAUAAAAACCUCUUGGUUCGUUGCAUAUCCAUUUCAAAAAAGGUCAAUUGUAUUUAUGUCACUGACAUAAAGGUAUCAAAACUACAAAAAGACCUUACCCGAAUAUUUAAAUCAGAUCAAGUUCUAAACUCCAUGGGGUUGCAGUCUCCCAGCCGCCCCUCCCUUUUUCGUUUGUGCACAGGCCUAUAGUUGGGCGUCGACAGCGGGACCCAUACAGAUUUUUGUUAUUUUUUUCUCAUAUUUAUCCGAAUGAAAACCUUUUCUUUGUACUCUUGUUUUAUUUUUAUUUAUUUAUUGGAAAAUCCAUGUUUAUGCUGACGUGAGUGGCACAUGAUAAUAAAGAUGAUGAUGAUGAUGAUAAUAAGAAUGAUAAUAAUUAGAUUUAUAUAUCACCUUUUCCAGACUAUAAAAGGCGCUGUCCUUUGGUAUAUCAAUAAACAAAAUAAGAAUUGUGCAAGGAUGUUUUCAGAUGCUUUUUUUAAAGAAAUCAAGUGAAGUACUCUUUGUAAUAAAAAGCAUAAAGGUUAUUUCUUAGGCGUCGGGCAAUGGAUUGAAAGGAUUUAAAGCCAGCCUGUUUUCGGGAUUCGGAAAUGAGGAGGGAAAGAGUUGGUGUAGAUCAAAGUGAAUAUUCUGCUACUGAAAGAGUGAGGAGAUGCAUAGGAGAAUUGUGGUUAACAUAGCCUUAAAAUUUCAAACAAGAAAUCCGGAUAUUGCUCGUAUGAUAUCAAUGCUAAUUUGUGUCCAUUUAUGUACGUAGAUUAGUUUCAAUCAUUAACAUACUUGUCAAACAAUGAUGAUUAUUAUGAGUUUUCUUGGAAGUAAAGUAAUCGAAUAAAUGUAUUUUUUGUAAAAUUGA